This is a messenger RNA of Salarias fasciatus (jewelled blenny), 2626 nucleotides long. Its product is annotated as zinc finger protein 837-like. The record is from RefSeq and is a predicted model, not a curated record. Gene Ontology annotation, biological process: DNA integration; regulation of transcription by RNA polymerase II. Lineage: Eukaryota; Metazoa; Chordata; Actinopteri; Blenniiformes; Blenniidae. Gene Ontology annotation, molecular function: DNA-binding transcription factor activity, RNA polymerase II-specific; RNA polymerase II cis-regulatory region sequence-specific DNA binding. Gene Ontology annotation, cellular component: transcription regulator complex; chromatin; PcG protein complex. The transcript is spliced from 5 exons. The coding region runs from base 26 to 2482 and encodes 818 amino acids.
GAGUCCAGAAGAAGAAGGAGACACUAUGAACGAAGUGGAUUAUUUACAACAACAUGAACCUGACAAUCCGCAGUUAGACGUAAAACAGGAGGCUGAACCUUUGGGCGUUUAUCAUCUGCAGGAGAACAGUAGAAACCAAACUGCUGGCUUAUUGAUCCCAUCAGCUGCUCCACAUCCUGCCAGACCGCUCAGCAUGGAGGACCCCGCCUUCAGGCAGCGCCUGCAGGACCUCGCCGAUGAGUUUGGAGCGUCGCCCAGGAGCUCGCUGAUUUCCGAGGAGAAGUACAACUCCAUCAUCCAGCACCUGCAGCAUCCGCACGACAAGGUGGAUCCGCACUUCAAGCACUGGGUGAAGAAGAGGAGGUUUCAGCUCAUGGAUCUGCCGGGACUCGGACUCGGCCAGGUUCUUGUCCUGCCCAAUGACAACAAGAAUAAGGAUGACAGUGACUCUCAGUAUCUUCACGUCCUUCACUCCGGCAACGUUGUCGACGUCGUCCACAACAUCCACGCCCAGGAGCUGAAGCACAGCGGCUACAAGAAGGUCCUGGAGUUCGCUCAGCGCCAGUACUUCGGAGUCUUCCGCAGUCUGGUCCAGGAAUACUGCAACAACUGCCCCACCUGCCAGCUGAAGCAGCCUCCGGUCAGCAGGCUCCCCCUCCCCCUCCCCCUCUGGCCCGUCGUGGAGGACGACGACUUCCUGGACCGGGUGCAGGUGGACCUGAUCGACAUGCGCCACUGUCCGGACGGAGAGUACAACUACAUCGCCCACUUCAUGGACCACUUCUCCGGGUUCUCCGUCCUGUUCCCCCUGAAGCAGAGGUCGGCUCUGGAGGUGGCCCGGAUGGUGGAGGAGCGCGUCCUCGCCUACCUCGGCCCGCCCAGGAUAUUCCACAGCGACAGCGGCAGGGAGUUCGUCGACCGGGUCAUCGGGGCUCUGUUGGACUCCUGGGGAGGCGGAGUCUCCUUCAUCAGCGGCAGACCGGGACACUGUCACUCCCAGGACCUUGUCGAAUGUGGGAACCGGGUCGUGGAAGAGAAACUCGCGGCGUUGAAAGCCGACAGUGACGCCAGCGGCGACCGUUUCCCCUGGGCGUCAUGGCUCCCCAGGAUCAUGUUCGCCAUGAACAGCCAGCGACGCGACGCCGUCAAGGAUUCGCCCUACAGGGUGGCCUUCGGCAGGAACCCGCCGUCUGGCGUCUUCCCUCGAGAGGGAGCGGGAGCGGCGGCCUGCGUUGAUGAAGAGGACAUGGAGAACAAGCCGGCGUCCGAUCAGCCAACGCAGCCAUCUACACCUUCAUCACCACUGUCUCCGACACCCACAUCCCCUCUUUCGCCUUCACAGUCUGAUCACUGCAAGUCUCCAUCAGUUCCGUCGCCGACGAGACACAGAAGCCUCAGGAAGCGGGUUCUGGACGACUCCUGCCAGACGGAAGACGGCUACAACCAACAUGUGGUGGUUAAAGAAGAGGCUCCAUGGAUCCUCGGUCAAGACCAGCAGGACCUGCACAUAAAGGAGGAACCAGAAGAUCUCCACAUCAAUCAGGAGGAAGAACAAGAGAAUCCGGAGGAAGAGGAGGGUGAGGAGGAGUUCAGCAGGAUUUCAGUCUUUCGUGUUGUCGUGAAGAGUGAAGAUGAGGAAGAGGAGAAGACUGAGUCUCCAACCAGCAGCUCGGCUGCUCAGAGGGAAACUGGAGGAGCUGCAGAGGACUGCAGAGGAUCCGGGAACACAGAUCCUCAGAGACAUUUGCCAGUAAACACUGACAGGAAGGACGCAGCCUCCUCUGAGACGGACGAUGACGAUGAAUGGCGCCGGCCUUCGUCAGAAUCCGGCGCCGAGACUAGAACCGGCGGUCGGGUCCACUCGGGUGAGAAGCCCUUCGUCUGUGACUUCUGCGGUAAAGGCUUCAGCAUCCCGGGAGACCUGAAGAGGCACACCAGGGUUCACACAGGUGAGAAGCCCUUCAGCUGCGACGUCUGCGGCAAGAGCUUCCAGCACCAGUGGAACCUGAAAACACACACCCGGGUUCACACGGGCGAGAAGCCGUUCGACUGCGGUUUCUGCGGGAAGAGCUUCACGCAGCGGGUGGAUCUGAAGAGACACAUGAGGGUCCACACGGGCGAGAAGCCCUUCGUCUGCGACUUCUGCGGCCUGAAGUUCACCGGGCAGGGGGACCUGAAGAGGCACAUCCGGAUCCACACGGGCGAGAAGCCCUUCAGCUGCGACGUCUGCGGCACCAGCUUCAGGCACCAGUGCAACCUGAAGACGCACAUGAGGGUGCACACGGGCGAGAAGCCGUUCGACUGCGCCUUCUGCGGAAAGAGCUUCACCCGGCAGGUCGACCUGAGGAGACACCUGAGGGUCCACACGGGGGUGAAACCGCCCGGCGGGAGGGAGAAACCGUCUGACGGGGGCGGGAAACAACCUGUCAGCAAGGCGAAUGACACAGAGGACAUGGACGUACAGAGAAACCCAAACCCCUGACACUGUCAGCCUCCUCUAAUCUAUUUUUAGUGCCUGCACUGCAAUGAGAAUCCGCCAUGAAGCAAUAACUCUACUCACUGUAAUGUUAAUUUAAUUAUUGAUGUGUCUUUCUGUGGAUAAUGUAUUAAAAUGAUGUGUAAAGUG